Molecule: messenger RNA, 1829 nt
Organism: Musa acuminata subsp. malaccensis (wild Malaysian banana)
Lineage: Eukaryota; Viridiplantae; Streptophyta; Magnoliopsida; Zingiberales; Musaceae
Product: DEAD-box ATP-dependent RNA helicase 38
Biological process (GO): poly(A)+ mRNA export from nucleus
Cellular component (GO): nucleus; cytoplasmic stress granule
Molecular function (GO): RNA binding; ATP binding; RNA helicase activity
Source: RefSeq, a predicted model, not a curated record
GUGAACGGCCGGCGGCCCUUUUCGCGUUAGAUUUAAGCCGAGACAGCGCAAAUUUGGUUUUGUAGGCGUCCGUCGUCUUUUUCGCGUCGUUGUCUAUCGAGAUCUCCUCGCCUCGGUAUCUCUCUUCCUCCGAUCCAUUCCAUGGCGGAGAACGCUGCGCCGCCGGCAAAGACGGAGGAAAAGCGGUCAUGGGCCGACGAAGAGUCGGACGAAGAGAAGGAAGCCGCCGCGCCGCCUUCGCAGGCCGCCGACGAAGCUCAACCCUCGGAGUUGAAGAAGAUCGAGUCGCUCUCCAUCUCCGACGGGAAGGACAGCGGUGAACGUCUGCUGGAUGAUCCCGACGAUUCGGAAAUUAAAGCGGUUACAUCCGGUGAUACUGUCUACACUUCUGCUGUGACGUUCGAAGACUUGAAAUUGUCGGAUGAGCUUAUCAAAGGGUUGUAUGUUGAGAUGGGUUUUAGUAAGCCUAGCAAAAUACAGGCUAUUACUCUACCUAUGAUUCUCACGCCUCCGUAUAAAGAUUUGGUAGCUCAAGCUCACAAUGGCUCAGGGAAGACCACAUGUUUUGUGCUUGGAAUGUUGAGUCGAGUCGAUCCAAAGAGGAAGAUACCACAAGCCAUCUGCAUCUGCCCUACUAGAGAGUUGGCUCAGCAGAAUCAUGCGGUCCUUCUGAAGAUGGGAAAGUAUACUGGCAUAACUUCAAUGUGUGCUAUUCCAUCUGAUUCUGCUAAUUAUAUUCCAAUAAAUAAACGUCCACCAGUAACUGAGCAAGUAGUGAUUGGCACUCCGGGAACCAUUAAGAAGUGGACUUCAGCAAAAAAAUUGAGCACAAGGGACAUGAAGAUACUUGUUUUUGAUGAGGCAGAUCAUAUGCUAGCCGAGGAUGGCUUUAGGGAUGAUUCUGAAAGGAUCAUGAAAGAGAUUCAAAGAAGCAGUGGUGGUUGCCAGGUGCUUCUUUUUUCUGCUACAUUCAAUGAAGCUGUCAAGGCAUUUGUAUCAAGGGUAAUCAAAGAUGGAAAUCAAAUAUUUGUGAAGAAAGAAGAACUCACGUUGGAAAAAGUAAAGCAAUAUAAGGUCCAAUGUCCAGAUGAACUUUCCAAAGUAGAAGUAAUAAAGGACAAAAUUUUUGAAUUUGGGCAAAAAGUAGGACAGACUAUAAUAUUUGUCCGUACAAGAAAUAGUGCUCGCAUGUUACACCAAUCGUUGACCGAAGAGGGCUAUGAAUGUACAUCAGUUCAAGGUGCUCUCAAGCAAGAAGACAGAGACCAAAUUAUAAAAGAAUUUAAAGAUGGAUUAACCAAAGUCCUCAUUACAACUGAUCUCCUUGCUCGAGGUUUUGAUCAAAGACAGGUUAAUUUGGUUAUCAACUAUGAUCUUCCUAUAAAGCAUGACAAUCCAUCAGAACCAGAUUGUGAACUAUAUCUACAUAGAGUUGGUAGAACUGGCCGCUUUGGUAGCAAAGGUGCUGUCUUCAACUUCUUGUGCACUGAUAGGGACAGAUCAGUCAUGGAGAAAAUCGAGCGUCAUUUCCAGCAUCAUAUUCCUGAGAUUCCUAACUGGAGGAGUGAGGAAGAUUUUGAGUCUGCUCUGAAAGAUGCUGGUUUGCUAUGAAACAAGUUUGCCGCCAUGUAUGUUAUUGAUAUGCUAGAUGCGUUGUGCUUUUGAUUAUAACAAGCAGAGGAUUUUGUACUUAUUUUGUUUUAAUUAUUUCUGGCGAGUGAUUUUCUAUUUGUUUAAUGGUGUAGCUAUUAGGAGAUACUGUUUAAUAGUUGAACGAUCAAAUUCUCAAGGUUUAUUUUUCACUCGUCAUAAUAAAUAUUAUGUGAAAA